GUCCAGGGGCGGACUGACCAUUUGGAAAUUCGGGCACUGCCCGAGGGCCCGGGGUCAGUAGGGGGCCCCAUGAGAUGCCCCUGGUACCUUUUUCAUAGGCUUUUUUGCGUUUGGGCAAGGACACAGGGGCCCCAUGAUCCCCUAUUGCCCGGGGGCCCCAUGAGUUGUCAGUCCGCCCCUGAUGGUGUCUUAUCUCAUUGGCCAAUCGAGUGUGCAGUGCUUGUGUGUGUCCACAGCUCAUCUCUGCAUCACCUGUCC
Messenger RNA from Staurois parvus, 258 nucleotides. NCBI's taxonomy places the organism in Eukaryota, Metazoa, Chordata, Amphibia, Anura, Ranidae. The record is from the annotation of a GenBank genome assembly.